AUUUGUUAGGGAAACUGGAAAAUGAAAAUGGAGUUUUGUUACGCUUUUAAUGUAAAAAUAAUUAAUGAUAAAUUAUGAAGUUAAUUACUUUGAUUUGUGAAUCCUUCCGUGGUUAGGAUGGAGAACACAACUCCAUUUCAACCUUGGGCCGUUGAAGAGAGUUCAAAAUUAGUAAAAUCAGAGAGAGAAUUAGCGGAUGACGCGAAACUUCAUCGGGAAAAUGUCAAUCAUCCAAAACAUAGGCAAAUUGCGUCUUACGAUAAAGAAACUAUCGUUGCUUCAAGUAAUAAUCCGGGACCAUCAACUUCAUCGGAAACGAGCUUGGAUCCUGUUACUGGAAAGGAAUCCAAAAUGGAUUCAGGAAAAAUAGCUUCUAUGCAACAAAUAGUUGAAAAUACCAUAAGCCAAGAUGGACGGCAAAGGGUUGCACAAUUACUGGAAGCAGUAGAAGCCCUCAGUGGUGCUGAAAGGUUAUUAUUGUAUCUCCGUUUACCAACUGGAGUUCCCCCACAUGAUCCUUUAAAACAACCUGUUAAUCCUUUAGGUUCAAGAGCAGAGCUUCAACAAACUGUCACCUGGAUACAAACACACCUUGAAGUAGAUCCAGACGUUUCUCUACCAAAACAGGAUGUCUACGAUGAAUACAUCGCUCACUGUAUGAGUAGUAAUAUGAAGCCUCUAUCGACUGCCGAUUUUGGGAAAGUAAUGAAGCAGGUCUACCCGACUGUGAGGCCCAGGAGAUUGGGGACGAGAGGAAAUUCAAGGUACUGUUACGCAGGGCUUCGUAAGAAAGUUAAGCUGGAAGUCCCCCAGCUUCCUGAUUUGGGAGAGUCAUCCAAGGAAGGUCACAUUGGUACCAGCGAACACGAAAGAGUUAUAUGCGAGUGGGCGGAAUCUAAGUUAGGUGUUAAAUUCAGCAGUAUCACGGAGCUGUCCCGUCACGUCGGUCCACUGAUGAUGCGGACCAGACCUGGACCUUCCAGUGCGUCUCCACCGCCUAUGGCAGUACUUGUACCGUCAGAAGAAACAUCUGGACCUCAAUUGAUGAAGCAGCUAAAACGGAAGAUACAGGGAACACCAGGAAGACCAAAGAAGAACAAAGCUCAGGAGAUCGUGGAAUCGCCCCCAUCUACCUCAUACGUGCCCUCGGUGAAGCACGAAAGCGAGAUGGACCCCUAUUACCAGCAACCCUACGUAUAUGAGGUCCGCCCGCCUUUUCCAUACUCGGCUCCUCCCCGCGCCCAUCCCCCCCACGAGUAUCGGACCGAGCCCUACUUCGAGCCCUCGUACGCGCCCCGCGACCUGUCCCUGCCCCCAGACCCCGCCCCCAAUCUUCCCAUCAACCUCAGCAGCGACGCUUCCCUCGAUCUAUCCACGGAGCGUAGCGAUUGGCAACGCCGACGCCCCCCGGACCCCCGCCUCCCACUCCCCGGGAAGAAGCUCAUCCUCGAGACGUACCAGAACGAAACGCAGACAUCGCCCCGCCCCACGCACGAGACGUACCUGCCCAAAAAGAUGCGCGCCGCCGAAAUACUCGGUAAGGCGCCGAGGCAACCCGACGCUUUCGAGCCGGCCCGUCCCGACCCUUUUUUAGAGGAUCCAAAAAACUUACCGAGCCGGUCCAAAAGCACCGCCGCGGCGCUGGCCCGGAGACAGGAGGCGGCGACUCCGAUAGGGGCGAAGGCCCCGCUUAGGACUCCCACUGACGCUACCCACGACCCUUGCUGCGGCAUCGACGGCAUCAACAUCAAGACGGGCGUCAUAUGCGGCGAGAAGCACUCCGAGAUUCUCAACCGAGAGCGCGUCAUAAGCAUCUGCAACAUAGACAAACACGAUCUCGACGACUACCUCAACGAGAACAACAGCCAGGAGCAUGAGGAGGAGCUGCUGAAGUACUUUCACCCGAAAGACGCGGAGAGGGAGAACGCGAACCCGUCCGCUUUUUUAGAAACUAGUCAAGACGUCCCGGACGAGCACAGUCAAGGCAAGAACGAGAAGAUUUCCCAGCUCCGAGAAUUGCUCGCGAAGAAUUUGAAGAAUCCAAGCGGUACUAAUCCGGGAAAUUCGGAAUCCCAAGCACCGCCGGAAACCUUUCCAAUCAGCAAAAAUACCGACGCGGACGGUUUUAAACCCGUCAGUUUAGACGAUACAGUGAGAGAUGCAAAUUUCCCCACCCAUAAUGAUGUUAGCAAACAGUGCAACUCGAUAACGAAUGGAAAUGGAAAUUCCACUCCAUACAAUUCGGACAAUACUCCACAGCUGAUGAAUAUGGGACCUCAUCUAUACAAUGGCAAUUGUAACAAUGAACCGCAAAGUCCCACGACCCGAACUCAGCAGUACGACUUCGUUCCCAUAUCCGAUGGAUGCCAUUCACCCAGAAAUUUUAACUCCAAAUCACCUUUGGGGUUCAGUCAGAGAGUCAAUAGUCCGACAAAAGUUUCCAAGCCCGUUAUUCUGAGCGGCUCGCUCCAGACAUCUCCAGUAUCCCAUAGCACCGCGGCCAGUCCCUUCGUCAGUCCCAGGAACACGCCAGUUCCCAGAUCCCGUUUAUGUUCCCGACCCAUACCGAAACUUAACGGCCGAAAACGUCGCAAUCCCCUCACAUUGGGAAUGAUCGAUCCCUGCACAAACAAUAAUAGGCCGUUCGCAGUGCCAAAUGACCAAAAAUUCGUGACCAAAACAGCGUGCAACACAAACGUGAAGUAUUCGCCCAUGUCCGCCCCGCCCUCACCGAACAUUCUGUCCCACUACAAAUACCAAGUUCUUCAGAACUCAGUUCCGAAUGGUGUCAAUAACGUGUGCCUGUUCGCGAAUUCCUUUCGAGAUAACGUCAACGGGGAUAGUGGCCAUCCUCUCUCCGCCGAUCCGUUGUCGAGUGAAGUCAGCCAGUUUUUUCAAGAGCCAAUCGCCAACUAUCGUACAAAUCACGAUCCGACCUUCAGGUCACAAUCGGUGCCUCUGAAGCAGGCGAUAAACAACAUGACCCUCCUCAGCUACAAUAACACACCAGUGGGUUCCGUCCCACCUACACCGGUUCCGAACGAAUUUUGCGAUUUCGGAUCCCUGGCCGACUGUGACAUAUCGAGAGCUGGUCUAAACCCGGAGACCCUGGACAAAAUAUACGACGCAAUAGAUAGUAGCAACGAGGUACUUAACGCGGGAUCGACGACUCUGAUGAACACCAACAGUUUGACCAACGGUUGUGACCCAUUACCAGAGCAGCAGAUACUGACAGAUGAGCAUCUGAACUCUUUCAUACCCAGCGGGGAGUUGCUGGAUAGAAGUGGCCAGUUUGAUAGCUUCACGAACGAUUCAUCCAGUGAGAACGUCGAGGAAUACUUGAAACGAACCAGCAGUAUCGAGUUUCAUAUAUCCGAAUUGGAAACUGAUAAAAAUAAGUAUUAUACGUCCCGCUCGGUGCCAAGUACACCGCUGCCCAUCAAACGCGUGCCGGAGUUGCAGAUAGGGUCACGGCGUUCGAAGGAGCUGUUCUCGCCUGAUACAUUCUCUAUGACGAACGGUAUAUCGUCCAAGUCGGUGCCGUCGACGCCGCAGAUGGUCGAAGACAGGAGCAUCUUCAGUUACAGCAAUAGAGAUUUUCUUAUUAAUGGGAAUUCUGUGGAAUUGUGCGGAACCAGCCAGGUUAGGACGCUGGUUGACAGUGACCAAGGUCUCACUUCGCCCCUGGACGUGUUGCGAGAGGAUAUACUGGAUCCGUUGACGCCCGCCGCCGAUCUGCUGGCGGACUUGGAUAAGAUAGAUGGUGCACCAUAUGUUGACCUGUAACUGUACACAUGUCGUGGUUCGAUCGUAGAAUUGAUCGUUUUAUGAAAUGGCGAACGAUAAUAUUUGACGUUCAUAAAAAAGCAUCUCCAAAUACCUAUCUGUCAAAGUCAAAAUAAGUUUACAUAUAGUUAAACAAGUACGCUUAUGAAUGUUAGAAAAGCAUUUAAAUUAAUUCUUUUAAUUUACAUUUACUACCAGUUCGCAAGUCAAGGGCUAAGGGCAAGAAACUCUCCGCCACUCUUUUUAUUCGCUAAGUUUUGAGUCAUACAACUUGUUUGAACUGGAGGAAAUUCCCAAAUCCCAAGGAUUAAGAUCAUUAAAAUAUUCGUCGAAUUUAUAAAACGCUUUAUUCAUUUACGUUUAACGGGGGCUUUGAACUUUGAGAAAGUCACUAUUCUGGAAUGAGCCUGAUACAGAUAACAAUAAAUAUAGAUGAUAGGAAAUCUAAGUACGACCAUAAAAAUAUAUACAUAUAUGUAUAUGUAUAAUAAAGCUAAACAUUAAUUGACUGAAAGUUCGACCAUUUCAAAUAACGACUAAUUCUCCGUCUAAGCCACGACGCUUUGCCUUCAGUGAAGGUACACUCCCGACAAGUCAAUGAAGCUAGUUAUUUAAGUGAAUAUAUUCCAUUAAUCGCGAAUAGUACCAGGCCAUUUAUAAGUCGCAUCGUGCUUUAGAAAGAGAUACUCUAUUUGUAGAGCGUCAUCUCUGUCACACGAAACACUAACAGGCUGGUAUCUAUUAGCGUUGACAAGAGGGACAGAGACGGCGCUAUACGAAGCCGAUGCUAGCCGAGUGUCUCUUUCUAAGGCACGAUCCGACUUAGGCCAUUUAUAAGUUGUAUCGUGCAUUAGAAAGAGAUACUCGAUUUUUAGAGCGUCAUCUCUGUUACACGUAAUACUAACAGGCCGGUAUUGAGGGUGACAGAGACGUCGUUAUACGAAGCCGAUGCUAGCCGAGUGUCUCUUUCUAAAAUACGAUCCGACUUAAUAAAUUGUCGGGUACUGUAAACUCGUCGUAGGGUCCAAUGGAGUGAAAAGUGAAAUCCGAAAAACGUGCCUACAAUAUCUCAGAUCAUCGAAAAGUUUUAUAUGAAUAUUUUGUAAAUAUAAUGAAUUAUCGGCGAAUCGUGCCAAGCACGGUGAAUUUGGUUUCUUUGUAGAUAGUUUAUUGAAAUGAAUUUAUCGUAAGUUAGCACAAAGAUUUAAUAUAUUUUAUUAUGGAUAGGUGUUUUUUGAUAUUGGUCGCAUGUGAUGUGGCCUGAGCUUAUAUUGAUAUCGUUUGUUUUGUGAAGAUAAUUUCUCCUUUUUAGGGAAUCCCAAAAUUUUUAACUCAAUCGGUUACUUGGAAAGAGGUGGUUUUGGACUUCUGUCACGGCGUCAGAAAUCUUAUUAAUUUUAUCUGAGGCGGGAUAUGAAUCGUAGAUUAAACGUUACUGAAUUUGUGAGUGUCCAUGGGGGGGGGGGGGGUUGUUAUGGCUUGCCAUUGGUCCUUCUGUUUGCCAGGGUAACCAUAGCAACGAUUACUUUAUGAAGCCAGUCUCACGGUGUGACAGCGUUCAAAGUCGGAGCUAUCUCUUUCCUAUAGGCAGUACUGUUAAACGCGAAAUCUACCACCGGUGAAUUUGAAAUACCGCCUUUUUAUCAUUGUUUUAAUAUAUAUUUUCUUUUUAAUUUUGGGUCUAUUCCACUGAGGUGAGGUGGAAUUUCGGGUCCAAUUAAAUCAAUUCAAAAUAAAGGGAUGUAGUUAGCGUUUUAAGUUACAACUGGCGCGAAUUUCGACGCCACUAGAUGAACUGUAGCGUUUAUGUCAUGUGGUUAGCCAGUCGUUUACCGAUUGCGUCCCGGGUGCCCGCCGGGGUUGGGUUUAUAAUUCAAUACCUUGAAUUUGAUUAUACUGAGCAUGUAGGAGUCUCGGGGGACCUUGAUUCGAAAACCUCCUUGAGAUUUGGAGUAAUUUAUGCUGCUUGAGUUGUAAUUUAAACUAAUUAAAAAAUUUUUUUCGAUAUUUCGUGCAAUAUUAGGUAAACGGAAGGACCGGCUUAUAUGAAUGACUGAGUAUGUUGGGCCCGGUUAAUGUUAGGUAUUAUAUGUAUUGGUAUGUAUUGGUUUUUUUUAUUCUUUAUUGAAAUAACUGUUUCUGGUACUUGAAAUUGAUUGGGGGUGAUAAGUAUACCCUCCCCCGACCUCAAAAUCGAGGUAUUGAAUUGUAAACCUUAACCCCCUAUUCGGUUAAUAACGUUCCGGUACCCAUAAUUACCCGUCCUUAUUGGGAACUACGUGAAGUGGGCUCGCCCACGCACUUUUAGACGGGCGACAGAUUCCCAUCUCCUGCAUAACGCAUACUAACGAAAUGAAAGCUAUUGGGUACGAUAACUCUAAUGGCGCUGCGAUUUAAUUUUUGACUCAAUGGAACAAGGUUUAAUUUGGCGUUAACGCGAUAUUUAUGUGUUUGGAUUGUUACGCAGUGCCUAGAAAUCCUGAGUUUUUUUGGGAUUUGAACAAUGUACAUUUCUAGUACAAAUGACAGCUACACAGGAAUUUAAAUAUACAACUGUUAGAGAAUCGGAAGACUGUAUUUGUAUCUAGAUUAUUUUAAAUGAGAUUAAAAUUGCAACAUUGUAAGGAAAUAUGAUAAUUUGUUUUUAUGAUUCUGGAUGUAUAAAUGUAUGACACAAAACCUGUAACAUGUAAUAGGUCCUAGUGUAUCCUAGUGGCUAGGAUUAUACAUUGGAAGUCAAUUUAUACUUUGCAAUGCACGCAUUAUUCUGAGAACGAACUUUUGUUAAAAUGCGGGUAGGUUACAUAUUACGAAUGAAGAACACGUUUACUAAGGUUUCCUUGAUUUAUGUGUGUUAUUAACUAAUUAUAGGUACAUUUUAAUGACCUUCAAAGAUAACUGGAACCAAAAACUACCCUCAACAAUUUUAAUAAUUGCUUCAUCCGAAAUUCAUAAGAAUUUAUCAUUAUAUAAUAUAUGUUCCAGGAUUUUUGUCAUACGUAAUAAAAAAUGUAUGAAUAUUGUAGAUAAUUUCGUUCGAUUAAUAUUCAGUAUAAAAUACAGUUUAUAGGUGUUAUGUAAAUACUUUAUUAUAAGUAUAACAUUAUUUUUAUAGAAUCGCCCAUUUCAUAUACUAGACUGCUGCACACACUGGUGCUAUUUUUUAUGUACACUCUAGAGUCCCAUGCUAAAUCUCGAAGUAUAGUUCUAUUAGGAGAUUAUGUUAAAAAUUCUAAGUGCACGUUAUCAUGAACAGAUCAGUUUUUUGAGAAAUAUGAAAGAGGGUAGCAGGUACCCUCCUUUUUCGAUAUUAAAUGUACGUAUAAUUUCUCGGGGUAAUAGUACAUAAAAAUUAGCACCCAUUAUCACUAAUCCAAUUAAUAGUUGGCAUGUUUUUAUGUACAGAUAAUAAAAUUACAGAUUAUAUCGUUGAAUUGAUUCCAUUUAUGUGUGUAUGUCUCUAAGAUUUUAGUAUAUGUUUCAUUUGCAAAUAUUUAUGUGAAGUACAAAGUUUUUAAAACUUUCGAAUGAACAAUCAAAUUGUGUGUUUUCUGUGUAUGGCAUUGAAUGCCUUUCAAUUGAAUGGGUUUCCCAUACUGUUGAGAACAGUGUUAUUUCGCGCGUAACGCAUUUGAAUAUUUCAAUCAAUUGACCAAUUAUGAAGUGGAAAAAAUUACUAAAUAAGCAAUAGCUUAUUUAGUCACGAGUACGUCUGCGGCUUAUUUAAAGGACCAACAAUUUUGAUGAAAUUAUUUUACGUAGAAAGUUGGGUACCCCUUUUAAAAUUGCGGGUAGACGUAAUAUUUCACACGGCCACUGAACCGAUUUUGUUUGUAUAAUUUGGAUAGUAAAUGAGUUUAUUCAAAUUAUGACGUCGGUUAUAAAAUUUGUCAAUUCAGUGCGUUCAUAUCCUCAUCGUCUAAGGCUGAAUUUUAUAAAGCGACUAAGUUUAUAUUAACGGGAGAACACUAUAAAAUUCAACGUUAGAUAUAAACGGAAACGAUGGCUCGUUCAAUUGUGAUUGGUUAAUGUAAUGACGUCUGUGAUUGGUCCAGGUUUUUGACCAAUCACAGUCGCGGAGUGUAGCGUAUGGACGCCCUCCGAAUUUAUGUACAUAAUUUAAAAUCAUGACAUAUUCAUUCUUGUUUCGUUAUUGUUUUUUAUUCGUAGAUAUUUUUAUUAAUCUACUUUAAGGAAUUAAAUGUAUAUUUUUAAGUGAAAAUAUCCAUGUUGUUGAUUAGUGUUAUGGAUGUUAAUUUUCACCAUUUGCUAUGCAGUGAUAAUAAAUGGUAUAUUAACGAU
This is a messenger RNA of Pieris rapae (cabbage white), 8088 nucleotides long. RefSeq lists its product as uncharacterized. Gene Ontology annotation, biological process: regulation of transcription by RNA polymerase II. Lineage: Eukaryota; Metazoa; Arthropoda; Insecta; Lepidoptera; Pieridae. The coding region runs from base 118 to 3786 and encodes 1222 amino acids. The record is from RefSeq and is a predicted model, not a curated record. Gene Ontology annotation, molecular function: RNA polymerase II cis-regulatory region sequence-specific DNA binding; DNA-binding transcription factor activity, RNA polymerase II-specific. The transcript has 9 exons.